AUGUCGGGCUCGGGCGACGCAAAACUCUGCGGCUAUGUUCAUAUUAGCGUCGAGGAUGGGAAAACAUGGCGACAGGGUGAGCACAUGGGAAGGCCACCGAGCUGUUUCCGUCAGAAUGAGUGUAAUUCAGGAGUAAAAGUUGGCCCUCACUGCUCUUUGGACGUCAGAGACGCCCUGACCGCGCUCUUAAGCUUCUCCUUCCCGCUGAGUCAGGUCCUUCAAUUCAAAUGGUUCAAGUACCCGGACCAGCAAGCCAAGUCUCUCCUUGGGUUGCCGCUGGAGUUAUUCUCGGCGGCCAAAACGGUCCAGGCUCCUAAUGAUCGGGACUGUGGCCCCCUACAAACCACCCCUGUCCGUCAAAUUUCUCGCUGUUAUGAGGAGGACCGUUGCAGAAAUCCUUUCGCAAUGUCAAACGAUUCUAACUUGGGGGAGCUCAUUGACGGCAGGAAUCGUGCUCAAAAUGGCGACCACCGCCGGCUGCAAGCUGAGAUCUCUAAUACUGACCGUGGGCGACAAAUGAUACGUGAGAUUCAUGAGGGUGAUUUCGCAACGGGACUCAAGCGACAGCGCAAGUAUGAAGACCCCGAGGAUCCCGAGGACCCCGAAGAUAGGUUACUGCGGAAAUUCGGCUUAAAGGCAGAUUAUACGGGUGGUUCUAUGAAUGAGCCCAACUUGGGAAGCGAGAUCUCACUUCCAUGUACCGAUUGCAAAUCACUCCGACACCCGCAAACUACCAAUGCUCAACAACGGGACCGGGGAAUCGUCUCUCCGAGACAAACAGAGGUAGUUGUUCGAACAAAUUCAGAUGUAAGGCCAGAAGCUGGAUGA
Colletotrichum lupini is the source of this 828-nucleotide messenger RNA. RefSeq lists its product as uncharacterized. The record is from RefSeq and is a predicted model, not a curated record. The coding region runs from base 1 to 828 and encodes 275 amino acids. The transcript is spliced from 9 exons. Lineage: Eukaryota; Fungi; Ascomycota; Sordariomycetes; Glomerellales; Glomerellaceae.